This is a messenger RNA of Pararge aegeria (speckled wood butterfly), 2912 nucleotides long. RefSeq names its product nuclear factor 1 B-type (gene NfI). Gene Ontology annotation, biological process: regulation of transcription by RNA polymerase II. Gene Ontology annotation, cellular component: nucleus. Lineage: Eukaryota; Metazoa; Arthropoda; Insecta; Lepidoptera; Nymphalidae. The transcript has 14 exons. The record is from RefSeq and is a predicted model, not a curated record. Bases 41 to 1849 code for a protein of 602 amino acids. Gene Ontology annotation, molecular function: DNA-binding transcription factor activity, RNA polymerase II-specific; RNA polymerase II cis-regulatory region sequence-specific DNA binding.
GCGCAGCUCGCACGCGACCAUGCGCGCUCUCUAGCGUAUUAUGUUCCUCCCCGACCUUCCGCGAGCCUGCAUGGUGGACGACGUAGCGACGUACCUGCAAGCGCCCUCCUCGGGACAGGACGAGUUCCAUCCGUUCAUAGAGGCCCUGAUGCCUUUCGUAAAGUCCUUUUCGUACACGUGGUUCAAUUUACAAGCGGCUAAAAGGAAAUAUUACAAAAAGCACGAGAAACGGAUGAGCCUGGAGGAGGAGCGACACACUAAAUAUGAAUUACAGAACGAAAAAGCAGAAGUGAAACAGAAAUGGGCGUCGCGUCUGCUCGGGAAGUUACGCAAGGACAUCACGCAGGACUGUCGCGAGGAUUUUGUUUUAAGCAUCACAGGAAAAAGGCCCGCAGUGUGCGUGCUCUCAAACCCCGACCAGAAGGGCAAGAUGAGGAGGAUAGACUGUUUAAGACAAGCUGAUAAGGUUUGGCGAUUAGACCUAGUAAUGGUGAUACUGUUUAAAGCGAUACCCCUAGAAAGCACAGAUGGGGAAAGACUUGAGAAACAUCCAGAAUGUACGCAGCCAGGCCUUUGCGUCAACCCCUACCACAUCAAUGUGUCUGUGCGAGAACUCGAUCUGUACCUCGCCAACUUCAUCAACAGCUAUGGUAAUGGGAGCGACGGUCUACCAGAUAUCCUAAGCGGGUCUCUCUCUCCACACCCCAAUAGGGACAAAGAGAAUGAACACGAGGCUAAGAACAAAGGCUAUACCCAUAACCCAUACAACGGUGUUAUUUGCAACGAUAUCAUUUUAGCGACCGGUGUCUUCUCCUCGAAGGAACUGUGGAAGUUGUCUAAAGCUUCAAUCCUGCAAGAGUCGGGCUCGGAGUCCCCGGGCGGGUCCGGGGGAGGCAUAAAGCUAGAGUCCACGUACUAUGGGUACAACAGCCCCGCGCCGCCCGCCUUCGAGCCCCCCUCAGACCGGGGCACGCCGUCCACCAUGCUCGUUGGACAGUGCUUCAGUAUUCCCCACAGUUCAGCAGGGCUGAGCGGUACCCAGGCGCCGCUCGUACCAUCCAAUACCAUUUUCUACCAGCACGUACCACCUCCUACUGAUACACAUCCCACAGCAUCAGAUGCACUGUCCAACCAACAUUCGGGUGGGAAAUACGAGGGAGCACCCCAGGACUCGCUGGGAGACUUCGUCACCUUCGUGUGCCAAGAGCCGCCCACGGACGUUCAGCAAUUACAGGUUCACAGUUUAUCGAGGAGUCCGAAGCCGCCAUAUUUCACCAGUUCCAUGUUACCACCUCCGCCGUUGCCGCCGAUGGCGAGACCUGUCACUAUCAUCAGAUCAACUGCGAGUGAAGGAGUGGGCGUGGGCUCGGCGUCGCCCGCGUCCCCGGAGCUGCGGUCGCCGCCCGCCAGCCCGCGGCGCCGCUCGCCGCACUACCGCGACUGUCACCCGCCGCACGCACCGCACCCGCCGCACCCGCCGCUGUCGCAUUUCAACCACUUCCACGCGCAGCCGCAACAGGUUUUCAGCUACGGGCCUGUAGGGGGAGGUUCCCCACCUGGGGGGUUAGGACUCUACGCACCGCGAGCCCCUCCUAGAGCACCACCCAGGUGGAACGCCCCAUUCCCCACGUUAGAAGAGGAGUUCAAUAUAAUGACGGCACCCGGGGGCCCGAACCACGUCGAGCUGCUAGACGAUGUCUUUUACAUUCCAGAACGAUUUUUCCAAUCCAACGUGAUAACAUCGGACACGACGGCCAUGGACACCGGUCCCAAUGUCCAGUCCGUCGUGGUGGACACGUCAGAAGACAUCGCACCAGACAAGCCGGCUCCGGACUUGCGCUCACCGUGAUCCAUACUGCACAAUGCGUCCGACCCGGCCGACGGUUCGAACGCAACUGUGCUCAGGUGGACUCCGGCGCCGCUCCCCCAUUGGCGCCCGGUGACGCAUCGGACUGUUUAAACUUUCAAAUUUUGAAUACGUUCGGAAUUCAAAUUUAAAAAUAAUUUUGUUCGACAAUAAUUUGGGCAGUACAUAACACUACGCCGUUGAGUUGCCACACAUUACAAGAGUUUUUAAUAUUUAAAAAAUUGCAUCAAUCGCACUAGAUGUGCCAAAAAAGCGACUGACGUCAUCAGCAUGUGCCUCAUUUAUUCGGCAAAAGCUUCAUUUAUAAAAUGUUGGUGCAGGCGUUGACUGUUGUAAUGUGCAAUUAUUAAUAUUAGCUAUGGCGUUGAAACACUGCAGUUUGUAAUCGUCAAAUUUGACGUCACAAGAUGUAGCUAUUACAAUGUCAUACAGAACGGUCGGCAGCUGUGUAUAUGUUCUGUUUAAAAUAAAAUAAAAAGUGGAACGCGUAGUGUAAAUAUUGUUGUUGAAGUUUGGACUGGAUUGGACUCUGAGAUGGUUGUAGUUGAACUUUUUGAAUUUGGAAUCGGAUUUCGCGCCAUAUUAACUGUCAGUGUCCGUUAGGCGCUCGCGCACGCAGUGACUUUGAAAUGACGUCUUGCAGUAAAUUUAUUUUACUGUAGAGAAUUUGAUAUGUAAUCGAUACUGUCGGUUAAUAUGUUUAUUUUUUCUUAUUUAUCAUGUAGAGGUUAACGGAAAGCAAUAAUCCAAUGGAUAUUUAUGUAAGAAUCUGAAAUUACGGAAAAUAAUUAAAAAAAACAACUAUAUUCUAAUAUUUUUAUAGAAUAUAAAUCAAGUAUGAUAUUGAUUGAGCCUUCCAGUAAUUUAGUGAAAUAAAUUUAAUAAUUAAUGAUAAUAAUAAAUAUUAUUAUGCAGCUUAUGAAAUUAUUCUUUUGCUGACCUAUAAGGCAGUUAGGAAAAGCGGUUUAUGAAAAAAAUGCUUCCAGUUACUAAGAGGUUAAAAACAUGUUUCGGAUUGACGAAAGUGUGAUAUUAUAAGUUGUUU